UUGAUUUCAACAAUCAAUCAAAUUUCCCCAAAUUACUCUCUCUCUCUACUUUCUCUCUCUAACUUUGCGCCACUGAGUCGACUCGCUGCCAUGGCAUCGGCGAUCCCCGACAACCUGACCAGGGAGCAGUACGUAUACCUCGCCAAGCUCGCCGAGCAGGCGGAGCGAUACGAGGAGAUGGUCCAGUUCAUGCAGAAGCUGGUGCUCGGGUCGACCCCGGCCGGCGAGCUCACGGUCGAGGAGCGGAACCUCCUCUCCGUGGCCUACAAGAACGUGAUCGGCUCCCUCCGGGCCGCCUGGCGCAUCGUCUCCUCCAUCGAGCAGAAGGAGGAGGGCCGGAAGAACGAGGAGCACGUCGUGCUCGUCAAGGAGUACAGAUCCAAGGUCGAGAACGAGCUCUCGGAGAUCUGCGCCAGCAUCCUCAGCCUCCUCGACUCGAAUCUGAUCCCCUCAGCCACCGCCGGCGAGUCCAAGGUCUUCUACUUGAAGAUGAAGGGUGACUACCACCGUUACCUGGCCGAGUUUAAGAUCGGAGACGAGAGGAAGGCCGCUGCCGAGGAUACUAUGCUCGCCUACAAGGCCGCUCAGGACAUUGCUAUGGCUGAUCUGGCUCCAACACACCCGAUAAGGCUUGGGCUGGCACUCAACUUCUCGGUCUUCUACUAUGAGAUACUCAACCAGUCCGACAAAGCAUGCAGCAUGGCCAAACAGGCAUUCGAGGAAGCCAUUGCAGAGCUGGACACUCUCGGGGAAGAAUCCUACAAGGACAGCACUCUCAUCAUGCAGCUUCUCAGGGACAACCUCACCCUCUGGACUUCUGACGUCCAGGACCAAUUAGACGAGUCCUAGAGAAGGUUUGGAGCUCUGACCCGGAAUCUUAGAAAGUUUCUCCUGGAGGAGGUGGGCUGUGAAUGUCAUUUAUCUUAUAUGCUGAUGAUUAAGAAGUGUGCUUUUGGUGGUGACCUGGUGUUCUUAUAUUUAGAGAUCAAAUCUUCUUCUUCUACUUCUACUUGGAAUUCUCUAUGGAUUUGGAUACCGUAGCUCCCUUGGUAUUGUUAACUAGUCUCGAAAUUUCUCCAUGCGAUUGAUUCUUAGUACUCGUUCUAUCAAAAACCAAUCGAGAAAAGAAUUGGUUUGUAGGUUUGUUGGGAGUGUGAAUCAAGCGACCAGUAUAAGUUUUCUGCUGUUUUAGAUAAAGAAAUUGCCUUCA
Molecule: messenger RNA, 1210 nt
Organism: Punica granatum (pomegranate)
Lineage: Eukaryota; Viridiplantae; Streptophyta; Magnoliopsida; Myrtales; Lythraceae
Source: RefSeq, a predicted model, not a curated record